Messenger RNA from Paramecium tetraurelia, 870 nucleotides. RefSeq lists its product as uncharacterized. Gene Ontology annotation, molecular function: phosphoprotein phosphatase activity. The transcript has a single exon. NCBI's taxonomy places the organism in Eukaryota, Ciliophora, Oligohymenophorea, Peniculida, Parameciidae. The record is from RefSeq and is a predicted model, not a curated record.
AUGUAAGUUUAUCAAGACCACUCUGAUGCAUCAUCAAAUGUGGAUGAAAUUUAUCAAGCUAAGAGAAGAGCCCUUAUAGCAACUCCUUAAACUUCAGUCCUCUCUAGAUUCAAUUACAUCAAUUCUCAUACAAUAGUAUGCUUUUAUCUAUCAUUUUCCAGUCACAUCGAUGACUCCCAUCUGAGGAUUCACUUGUUAGAGUAUUUUAGAUUGAAACUUCAUCAAAGCAACCUAGCUGUGUAUUCCAAAAUUAUUAUCAAUAAAAUUAUACCCCUUUUACAAACUCCAAAUAUAGUGGGUAAUCACAUACCCAUCAACCUUGAAGCCUACACUCUUGUCUUGGAUAUGGAUGAGACGUUGAUUUAUUAUGAUGGUGACAAAGUUUAUUAGCGCCCAUUCUUAUUAACUUUCUUAAAGUAAAUGAGUCGAAUAUAUGAACUAAUUUUAUUCACUGCAGGACUAGAAUCUUAUGCACAUAGAAUCUUGAAUAAGCUUACUAUGAAGCAAUACUUUUCUUAUUUUCUUUUUCGAUAACAUACCAAUAUUUAUAAAGAUUUCUAUGGAAAAGACCUCAGAAAGCUAGGAAGACUUUUGUCGAAAACAAUUAUCAUUGAUAAUACUCCUGAGUGUUUUAGUCUGCAACCAGAAAAUGGAAUCCAGAUUUAGACUUGGAAAGGGGAUUUGUCAGAUGCAGUACUCUUAACCUUAAUCCCUAUCUUGAAAGCAAUAAGAUUUAGCAAUAAGGAUGUCAGAGUGAAAUUAAGAGAAUAUAAGAAUUACCCAGGUUUAAUUUUCCCUAAAUGAUAUAUUAUUAUGAAAUUUAUUUAACGUCUCCAGUGAUUAUAAUAUUUAUUAUUAAUGAAUAAAAAA